GGGACGCUGAAAAAGUUUAUGGAUUACGUGCAGGCGAAGAACGCUGAAAAGGUCGAGAAACUCUGCACGCAAGGCUUGGACGCUAAUUUUCACGAUGCUCAGGGAGAGACGCCACUGACACUGGCUGCUGGCAUUCCAUCAAAUCGCGCCGUACUCGUUGCCCUUGUUGGUGGCGGCGCACACAUCGACUUCCGUAACUCCGAGGGUCAAGGAGAGACGCCAUUGACACUGGCUGCUGGCAUUCCUUCAAAUCGCGCCGUACUCGUUGCCCUUGUUGGUGGCGGCGCACACAUCGACUUCCGCAACUCCGAGGGUCAAGUUCGUAUCUACUUACCACACCUAUUAGGUUAA
Messenger RNA from Strongylus vulgaris, 351 nucleotides. The record is from the annotation of a GenBank genome assembly. NCBI's taxonomy places the organism in Eukaryota, Metazoa, Nematoda, Chromadorea, Rhabditida, Strongylidae.